CAAACAAGUGAAGGAAAGGGACCACUAACGUAUGAAUCGCUGAGCUUUUGUGGUCUGAAUUACGUGAUGGUUGGUGUUCGAUUCAUUGAGUUUCCAUCAGAAGACUGCUAGAAUGAAAGAUAACAUUUGCACGAGAUGCCUAAAGGUUGGAGUGAUUCUGGAUCAGGCGAAGGUGGCGGCAGUAGUCAAGGAAAACCCUUGAAGAGAGGACCUUGGACAUCAAACGAAGACGCGAUUCUGUCGGAAUAUGUUAAAAAACACGGGGAGGGAAACUGGAAUGCUGUUCAAAAGCACUUUGGACUCUCUCGAUGCGGGAAAAGCUGCCGCCUCCGUUGGGUAAAUCAUCUGAGACUAGAUUUGAGGAAAGGUGCCUUUACCUGUGAAGAAGAACGUCGCGUCAUUGAACUCCAUGCUCUUAUGGGUAAUAAAUGGGCGUGCAUGGCGACAGAGCUGCCCGGGCGAACAGACAAUGAGAUAAAAAAUUUCUGGAACACGAGACUCAAGAGAAUGCAACGAGCUGGCUUACCGAUUUACCCCGACAAUAUUCGCCAGGAGGUGUUGAAUGCAGCUCAAAGUGAUGAAAAUACAGACGAAUUGGCUAGUGACGAUGCUCAAGGCCGAGGUCCUUUGAGGUCAGAUGGUACUUUUGAGAUCCCGGAAAUAGUAUUUAAGAAGUUAGAGCUCAAUCCAAAUAAUUUAUCCUACCCAUCGAUGUUCCCGAGAGAGGGUAACAUGUCACCUGUAUCAUUCAACUUCGUACCGCCAAGAUCCAUACCGAACUUGCAAUUCUCCCGGUAACUGGAAACUCCGUUUUCUGGAACGAUUGACGACCCCGAGAUACAUUUCUAUAAAGAUCCUUAUGAGACGACGAGAGAGGAUCCCUUUUGGAUGAACGUCUCCUACCCUUAUUCUCUCAGCACCCUGGAACAGUCGCCCUGGUUUAACGUUCCACCCGAUAGCCACCUGCAUGGCAAUGCUGCCUAUCCUUCUUCUUCUUCUUCUGAACCCCUUGCAGACGGGGGCCAGAAGUGGGAGCUCCCUUCACUCCAAUAUGUCGACGAUGGUCAAGACACUGGCUUUUGGGAAGCCGAUGCUUCCACCCUGAUGCUGCCUCUUGAGUCAGUCGACACUUUGAUCCAAUCCCCUCUGACAGGUAAGACUCUGUCAGAUUGUCCGUCAUUACAGAACAAUGGCCUGUUAGAGUCGGUUCUCUAUCAAUCACAGAUGUUGGGCAGUUACACGAAACCCUGGAUUCAUUGGGGUUGAGACAUGAGACAGAUAUGGAUUCCGUUUCUCCAUUGCUUCAGUCCUCUUCAUCAGCUAUCACUCAGCUUACUCCCAUCAGUGCAAGCUCAUCAGGUCAGUCUUUUGGAAUGGAGAAAGCCAAACCUAUGAACACUGAAACGUUCAGAACAUUGUAGCGACGGCUGAAAAAUACGUUCUGUAUUCGGGUUUUAACACGGGUCGUUCUGUUCUUUCUCUGUUUACAGGAUACAACUCCGGGCUCGAACAGGACACGACAAAUCUGCAGGAAGAAUCGAACAAAAGACACAAAUCCUUUCAUGGAGACAUGGUAAGUGAACUUCUGGACGGCGAUAUGAAACAUACCUAUGGCUACUAAGCAGAAGAUGAAGAAGACAUGAAUGAGCUUUCCGAAACUCGCGAGAUCAAGACCAGAGGAAGAGGUUCCACUUGAGGUUCAUGAAUCUUGGGUGGGGUCGAUUCAUUUUUUUCAGUCACCUUGUUUGUUCCAUGGAGACAUUUUUGUCUAAAUAUUACAGUUCUCUGCUUAUGGUUUUACAAGAAUGCUUCUUCUGUGUUAUUCUGUGAUUAAGUAUAUAAUUUAUACC
Messenger RNA from Tarenaya hassleriana, 1850 nucleotides. Its product is annotated as transcription factor GAMYB-like. Bases 136 to 798 code for a protein of 220 amino acids. The record is from RefSeq and is a predicted model, not a curated record. The transcript has 4 exons. NCBI's taxonomy places the organism in Eukaryota, Viridiplantae, Streptophyta, Magnoliopsida, Brassicales, Cleomaceae.